Lasiosphaeria miniovina is the source of this 998-nucleotide messenger RNA. RefSeq lists its product as uncharacterized. The record is from RefSeq and is a predicted model, not a curated record. NCBI's taxonomy places the organism in Eukaryota, Fungi, Ascomycota, Sordariomycetes, Sordariales, Lasiosphaeriaceae. The transcript is spliced from 3 exons. Bases 143 to 586 code for a protein of 147 amino acids.
AGUCAACCCCACCAACAAGAAUGUCCUCUAUCCUUUUCCCCGUUUCUUCAACCAAAUUUUCCAACCAAAUUUUCUUUCGCUCGUCUCUCGCAAGCUUUGCCUUCGCCAUUCCAUUCUCGCGUUGCCAUUUCGCACCCUCACAAUGGGCGCCCUCCCCGAGCCUAAUGUCAUCGCCGGCGCACUUGACACUCUGCGUGUUCAAUCUCAUCGCAUCGCCAACGAUCUGGGACAGCAGAUGAACGCUUUGGGACACCAGGUGAACGCUUUGGGACAGCAGACGAAUCUCCGCAUCGACGCAAUGCAGCAGCAAAUGGACGCUUUGGGACAGCAAGUGAACCAGCGCUUCGACACUCUCGAAAACCGCCAAAACAAUUUCGAGAUUGCUGGUGUAAAUGCACGCUUGGUUCACGCCGACGGCGUCGCUAUUCUCCAGCGACCCGUCGACGUUCCCAAUUCCCCCCCAACGCAACCCCAGCUCUAUGAGAUCGAUGACGCUACUGCGGAUGUCAUUAUGCCCGCCCUCGGCAUCUAUCUAGCCCCAAACACGCCCUUGGCCGUCAAGCGCGAGAGCAUUGCGCGGAAGUGACUUCUGAAAUAAGGGGGUACAUGGGACUAGAGGAAUAGAGGAGAUGGGAAGGAAAUGAUUGAGAGGACUGCAAGGUCUAAUAUAUUCAAUAAAUAACAAGGGCUUUUAGGACGAGUAUUUUUUUUAGAGGGGACAGAGUCUUGGAGCACUGUUAAAUCGUCUCCCUACACUGUAGGUACAUCGGCGCCAAGGCUUACAGCUCACCGCCCACGAAAAUACCACAUUUUACAGAUAUACUCAGUACGCUUUAGGAAGUCUAGGCCGCAAAGCAGCCUAUCGCAAAGCUGUAAAUGUGUGUGCCAUGUCGGACACCCACUGGUCCUUGACUUAUUACUGUGGCCCAUGGACGAAGGCAUGGAGUUUGCGUCUCCCUUUUUCUCAAUGCCCCUGCAGGGCUUGGCGCGGGCCGAGG